Messenger RNA from Manihot esculenta (cassava), 1308 nucleotides. RefSeq names its product transcription initiation factor TFIID subunit 14b. Lineage: Eukaryota; Viridiplantae; Streptophyta; Magnoliopsida; Malpighiales; Euphorbiaceae. The transcript is spliced from 6 exons. Gene Ontology annotation, biological process: regulation of DNA-templated transcription. The coding region runs from base 148 to 921 and encodes 257 amino acids. The record is from RefSeq and is a predicted model, not a curated record.
UAGAACGUGUAAACUUUUGUUUGGAACUUUCUGAAAAUAUUAACCCCCAAUUCGCAAAAGCUGAUACCUGAUAGUAGAACCCUGAUUCCUGCAAUUUGAAAGCAGGAACCCUAAUCGAACAUCCACCUACUAUUGAUGAACGGCUAGAUGCUUAAUACAGCGUCGUCAUCGGCUAGACCAGCACCAGCCGACUUCCUCCCGGAAGAUGAUGGCUCUGCCGCCAAGUCCCACCGCAUCAAAAUUGGCAAAGCCUCUGAAGAUAGCGAUAAGAAAGUCGCAAACAGGAGAAUUAAGGACAUGGAGAUAAGUGUUCCUCUGGUGCAUGGAACAAUUGCAUUUUACCUUGGUCGAAAGGCCAGCGAGUCUCAGUCACAUAAGUGGACAGUCUAUGUACGUGGGGCAACCAAUGAAGAUCUUGGAGUGGUGAUAAAGCGAGUUGUAUUUCAAUUGCAUCCCAGUUUCAAUAACCCUACCAGAGUGGUAGAUUCACCUCCUUUUGAGUUGUCAGAGUGUGGUUGGGGUGAAUUCGAAAUUGUCAUUACUCUUGUCUUCCACAACGAUGUCUGUGAUAAGCAGUUGGACUUCAAUUUAUGUAGGUAUCAUAAUUUGAAGUUGUAUCCUGAAGAUGAAACUGGCCCUCAGUCAACUAAGAAGCCCGUUGUUGUGGAAUCGUACAAUGAGAUUGUUUUUCCAGAUCCUUCUGAAAAUUUUUUGGCUCGUGUUAAGAAUCAUCCUGCUGUAAUUGUGCCUCGGCUGCCUGCUGGAUUUACCUUGCCUAUUCCUGCUCCGGUUGAAAACGUGAAUGAAAAGGAGAGAGGAGAUACCAAAGAUCAUCCACUGAGUCACUGGUUCUUAAAUUUUUCAGAGGCAGAUGAGCUUUUGAAACUUGCAGCAGCUCGUCAACAGGCCACUUCAAUUUAGUCAAGUUGUAUGUCUGAUAAAGUACAAAACGUGAUAGGUGCAAGCUCAUAUUGCUAAGCUAAGAAGACAAAUGAAUGUGAUAGAUGGGCUACCUCGAGGUCCUCAACUGUCUUUAACAGCCUCUGCUUAUGACUUAUGAAUGUACAUGAUGAUGCUGGAUCAGUUUGGAGCUUCAUCUUGAAAUUCAAAUCAUGGAAGACAAUUCCUCAUGGUAAUCAAAUGUAAAGCAUGUGGAAUAGUCCACAUCAAUCUACUUUCUUUGUAGAGUUUGUUUUAGGUUUGCUAAUUUCUACCUGUGUAAAGGGCCAAGUAUUGAGGGAAAAUUUUAUGAACAAUAGAUUGUUGCAUAGCGUUUUCUAAAGAAAGAUUUAAGGCACUUUUCUAUUA